Messenger RNA from Melitaea cinxia (Glanville fritillary), 2318 nucleotides. RefSeq names its product facilitated trehalose transporter Tret1-like. The record is from RefSeq and is a predicted model, not a curated record. The transcript has 4 exons. Gene Ontology annotation, biological process: transmembrane transport. Gene Ontology annotation, molecular function: transmembrane transporter activity. Bases 1 to 1494 code for a protein of 497 amino acids. Gene Ontology annotation, cellular component: membrane. Lineage: Eukaryota; Metazoa; Arthropoda; Insecta; Lepidoptera; Nymphalidae.
AUGAAAGCUUUAGAAUUGCUCUCAGUUUCUGGUUGGGAGCUCCACUGUGCUUUGAACACAGAGGUCCGUACGGAAAAGAGGUCUAUUCUUUCGGACUACACGGCCUUUCCUGUAACAAGAGUUCAGCAAGCGACCUUAAUCACAACGGCGGCCGGCACGACGGUUGGAUGGACCUCCCCCACUCUACCGAUACUCCUGGCAAAGGACUCCUCCAUACAGACAUCGCCCGAUCAGAGCUCAUGGAUUGCGUCGUUUAUGAUUCUUUCUUCAGCCAUCAGCCCUAUUCCUGCUUCAUACCUCGCCGACAGAAUAGGCACGAAAAGAACGUUGCUUCUUGCUGCCAUUCCAUAUAUUAUUGGCUGGAUCCUCGUGAUGAUGGCGACUAACGUCCCCACAAUAUAUGCCGCUCGCCUUAUCUCUGGUCUCGGCUACGGCAUCGCCUACACCGCUGCCCCUAUGUAUCUAGGAGAAAUCGCCUCUAAUAAUGUGCGCGGCGCCAUGGCAACACUUAUUACAGUCAUGUCGAAGUUUGGGAUCCUGUCACAGUACUGCAUCGGACCCUAUGUUUCAAUGCUAGGACUGGCGAGCUUCAAUAUAGCGAUACCUAUCCUCUUUGUGGUGACAUUCAGCACCAUGCCGGAGUCGCCGUAUUAUUAUAUCAAAACAGGAGAAACAAAUAAAGCCGCUAAGUCCUUGAAGCAACUUCGAGGAAAGUAUUAUAUUAACGAAGAGUUAGAAAGUAUGUCCCACCUAGUCAAUGAAAAUAUGAAAGACAAAAGUCGUUGGAAGGAUUUAUUUUUAGUUGGAGGAAAUAGAAAAGGACUUAUUAUUUUAUUUGGAAUAUAUUUCACUCAACAAUUUUGUGGCAGUACUGCUAUUAUAUCUUAUGCUCAGCAAAUAUUCGGAGCAGCAGAAGGUGGAUUAGGAGCUAAGGAGUCUUGUAUAUUAUUCGGAACAGUUCAGUUAUUAACGUCGGUGAUAUCUUCACAAUUAGUUGAUAGACUCGGUAGAAAACCACUUCUUUUGGUAUCAUCGUGUGGAGUUGGACUUGCAAAUAUCAUUAUAGGAACAUAUUUCUUUAUGAAAUCUGAGAACAGUGAUAUAGUUCUUUCCCUCAAGUUUAUUCCUAUUGUUGUGAUACCAAUUUUCAUAUUUUCAUACACCAUAGGUUUAGCUACUGUACCUUUUGCUAUAACGUCAGAAAUAUUUCCGACAAAUAUUAAGUCUAAAGCAACCUGUGUUAUUCAAGUAUUCGUAGCUUUAAUGACUUUCGCUGUUACGAAAUUGUAUCAAGUGAUUGCGGAUAGCUUAGGAAAUUAUGUUGCAUUUUGGGGUUUUGGACUGUUAUCAAUAGGAGGUGUUAUCUUCAUACUAGUUUUACUUCCGGAAACAAAAGGUCAAUCAUUUGCUGCUAUACAAGAAAGAUUAUACUCGAAUGAAAAAGUAAAAUACGAAAUACGUGAUGAUCACGUAGCUAGUGCCAGAAUUAUAUGAUAUCAAAGAUAGCCUGUAAAUAUGUUAAGUAUAAAUAUUAUUUUGUACUUAAAUUUAAAGUAUUAUCCGUCCUCGUAUUCGUAAUAACCAUUCCGACAUUAAAACACUAUCGGAUCUGAAAUAACAAUCAUGUUCAAGUUGUUACUUCAUAAUCAUUUCAGUAAAUUUAAGAUACUUAAUUGAAUAAAUAAAUUAUUUUAUGGUCCGAACUACUUCUCAUGUAAGUCCAUCAUGAAACAAUUAUUGCAUGUACAAACUUAAUUUCUUAUUAUUUUAUGUAAUACUAUUUUUUUAUAUUAAAUUUUUAUUUCACAUAAAUACAAAUUUGAUAAUAGCAAUCAUAUAUUUUUGAAACAUUCUUUUAUCUUAGCGCUUAAAGGUGUUGGAUUAAUCUAAUGCUUUGGUUUAUUACAAAUAUACCUACAUAAAUACGAAAUUUUUGCAAAAUAACCCCAGAACACACAUAUGCAUCCAGAUAAAUUAGUGAAUCUCUCACUUAAAACUAAGUACCUAAAGACAAAUAGAUUAUAAUGUACUUAUAAAAUAAAUCUAUUUUUAGUUUACUCCAUUUUUAUAAGUUAAUAAGAAGCAACCAUUAUUUGGUAAAUUGUUAAAUUUAUUUUUUAACUUAUGCUGUAGUUUCGAUUUUACAAAUACUGAAUGUGAUAUUUAUAUACGUUAAAUGUAAUAAGCUUAAAAUUAAGAAAGAUACAAGGUAUAUAACAAUAUAAAAAAUAUACAAUAGAUUGCAUUUUGUUAAUUGUGAUUUAGAAUCAUUCCGAGUGCCUUAAGGUCCAGUGCCAUUAAAUGUUUGGUAUAUUUUU